GCCCGCGAUACGCCGCCAUUUUUGUUUUGCUUCAAAAGAUUAAGAAAAUUAAAUAUUUGUUGCUCUUGAAAAGGGGCAAAGAUGCCUCUUUUCGAUAUUAUUGGACUGGGUGGAGAGAAAUUUGCUGUUAUAAUUGAUAUUGGAUCGGCGUAUACCAAGUGUGGUUUUGCAAAAGAGUCAGCGCCGAGGCACAUAAUACCCAGUACUAUAACGCAUACAGUUAAUGGAACGACAAGAACAGAACAUGUCAUCAGUGAUGAUGAGAAAAGAAACCCAGAUGAACUCUAUGCCAUACUUAGGGAUUUUAUUCAUAUGAUAUACUUCAGAUACCUACUUGUCAAUCCAAGAGACAGAAGAGUUGUGAUCUGCGAAUCAGUUUUAUGCCCUACUUUGUUCCGAGAAACAUUAGCUCAAGUUCUCUUCAAGCACUUUGAGGUGCAGUCAGUAUUGUUUGCCCCCUGUCAUCUUUUAAGCCUUUUCACUCUUGGUGUACCUACUGGUCUGGUGGUAGACUGUGGCUACAAUGAGUCUCUUAUAUUACCAGUCUACGAGGGAAUCCCYAUUCUUAAAGCUGUUGUAGGAAUCCCCCUUGCAGCCAAAGCAAUACACAAGUAUCUGGAACAGCAACUCAUGGAUAGAAGUUUGGUGCAGAUUGAAAAGGGAAUAAAACCACUCUCAUCUGUCAUAGGUGCACUUCCAGAUGAAAUUCUAGAAGAUAUCAAAGUGCGCACCUGUUUUGUGGCGCCCAAAUUCAGUGGUCCAAAGGAUGAGCCCCGCCCUGCAUCCAUGGUACCCCAAGUGGAUUACCCUCUUGAUGGUGGAAGAAUAUUGAGAAUAGAAGGACAAAUCAGAGAACAAACAUUUGACAUCUUGUUUGAUGGUGAUGAAGAAGAGAAGUCUAUUGCUACAGCCCUGCUUGAUUCACUAUUACAAUGCCCUAUAGAUACUCGCAAGCAAUUAGCAGAAAAUAUUGUGUUGAUUGGAGGAACAGUUAUGACACCAGGCUUCAAGCAUCGCUUGAUGCAAGAGAUUUACAUCCUUCUUCAGUCUCCACAAUACAAUAACAAGCUGUUUAUCAAAACUGUCAAGAUGCAUACCACUCCAGUUAAUGCCAACUGUGCUGCUUGGCUUGGAGGUGCUAUAUUUGGUUCACUGGAAGUACUGGCUGACCGAUCUGUUCUAAAAGAACAAUAUGCGCAUGACAAGAAGAUUCCAGACUGGUCCCAGUGUGACAUCACAACAGAAACUGCUCCCCCAGCUGAAGAGCCACAAAGGCCUACUCUCUCCAGACGACAGACUAGUGGGAUCACCAGUACACUAAGCAGUCUAAGCAGCAAGCUGUCCAGUCACAUACUCAGCUCUGGAAGCAGUCGCCUUGGUUCUCCGCUAGGAAGCAGUAGGUUAGGAUCUUCUCCAUCAGGCUCUAGCAAGAGUAGCAUAAAGGAAAGUCCAGCCGAGGAAAAGAAAGGAGAGUAAUGUUAGAUAGAUAUUAGAAAACUUUGUGGGUUUGUUUAUAAAUAUUCAAAUUAUUUAUUCAUUUGUAGAACUGUCAUAUCCUAAUAUGGGACUCUAGUGCAUGUAUGAGCUAUGACCAGUGCCAGUGCCGAAAAACCAAUUGUUGCAAACUGAAGAAAAUCUGGGGUCAUGGAUCGAAAUGUCUGGAAAUAUUUCUUGAAUCCUAAGCCCUACACAAUAGAUUUCAAGUAUUAACUGYCAUAUUCUAGAUUUCAUGUGAUUAUUUCCAAACAAAACUUUAUGAUAAGAUAUAACUUUAGUGGAAAAGAAAAGUAGGAAAUCUUUCAGAGAUGGAAAGAAAGGAAUGGUUUUAAUCUAUAAAAUGAUUGUCAUUUUAUGCCUCCCUUAACCUUGCCAUAAAUUUAGUAUCCUUGGUUCCCUAGGGUUACUAGUGUUAAGAAAAUAUAUUAGGGGGAUGGGGUAGGAACUAGAAUAUUCCCCAGCCACUUAGAAAACUUCUUGCAAUCUUGAUCCCAAGAGGAUAAUGUUUUAUAGUAUUUUAAUUUUAGUUGGGCUCUACUAAAGUAGCUAAUAAUAUUAAUAAGAUAGUUUAAUAGUAAUGUAUUUUAAAUAAUUUGGCUGAUGUAAUAAAU
This is a messenger RNA of Actinia tenebrosa (Australian red waratah sea anemone), 2108 nucleotides long. Its product is annotated as actin-related protein 10. NCBI's taxonomy places the organism in Eukaryota, Metazoa, Cnidaria, Anthozoa, Actiniaria, Actiniidae. The record is from RefSeq and is a predicted model, not a curated record.